This is a messenger RNA of Ciona intestinalis (vase tunicate), 973 nucleotides long. NCBI's taxonomy places the organism in Eukaryota, Metazoa, Chordata, Ascidiacea, Phlebobranchia, Cionidae. The record is from RefSeq and is a predicted model, not a curated record.
UACUAUAUAAUCCUUUUGUAUUUAAACAGAUCUGCAAUGGAAGUUAGGAUGCAUAAAUAUCUUUGUAUUACCUUGAUAACCGUUUGGCUGCAUGUUGUUGCUGGAGUCAGCGUUAUAAACCGAGUUGACUUCAAUUCCCCAACAAACUGUACAUUGAUUGACAGCAAUAAAAGCAAUGAGACGUGGGUCGUUUAUAGGGGUUGGCCUUACUCGAUUAAUUGCGAGAACUUUGAGAUUGAACUCGAAGAUGAUUCCGUAUUCACGUGCAUCAUAUGGGACAUGGAUAGUCACGUGGUUCUUCUAAACCAAACGGGCGACUUCGACGACGCAUUAUAUUACAACUAUGAAAACCCAGACACGCAAGCCAGUUCACCUGUCAAUUUUAUUCUACAAGGAAAAGGCGCUGACACCAAUAAAUGUUACUACAGUGAGCUGCACAUCGUUAUAGCCGAGAGCCCCAAAGAAACUUGCGAGGAUAGUUUUAAAAUCGAAACUUCUUCCAAAACAAGGGGUUCUGUCGGUCAACGACAAAUUUUUAGCUGCGAAGUUCCCGGUUCCCUGAAUUCGCCACUUGGACCAACAGCAGCGAAGAGCAUGAAUGGGACUUGGUUUCGUAAUUGCUCAGCAAUUCCUCCCAAUGCGAUCAUACUGCAAGGAUCGGAAGGCAGUGUUAAUAAGCUCAGUAUACCGAAUUUUUCCUACGACGACGCUGGUGUAUAUACUUGUCUGGUUACCUACAACGGACUUCAACGUUACGUUGUGCACUACACAAUAUGCGCGAGACCCGCUACAUUCCCGAACACGCAACCCAGCACCCACUGUAAGCAUUCUCUCUACUCUGCUACCAUUGGUGAAAACAUCACUAUAGAAUGUCAAGUCAACUUGGGCAACGGCCGUCGACCGACUUCAACAACGCUUACUAUGCGAUGGAGCCAAUCUAACGUAUGGAUAUAAUAUGUGUAGUGGGGUGGGG